Molecule: messenger RNA, 1639 nt
Organism: Diceros bicornis minor
Lineage: Eukaryota; Metazoa; Chordata; Mammalia; Perissodactyla; Rhinocerotidae
Gene: TSPAN15
Product: tetraspanin 15
Exons: 8
Coding region: 86-970 (294 amino acids)
Cellular component (GO): membrane
Source: RefSeq, a predicted model, not a curated record
GCAGCCGGCAGGCAGCUGCAGGUGGGGCUGCUCACGACUGGGUACCUAGCCCCAGAGCCCUGGAGCCCCGCCGGGAGUGCCGACGAUGCCCCGCGGGGACUCAGAGCAGGUGCGCUACUGCGCGCGCCUGUCCUAUCUGUGGCUCAAGUUCUCGCUCAUCGUCUACUCCACAGUGUUUUGGCUGAUUGGGGCCCUGGUCCUGUCGGUGGGGAUCUACGCAGAGGUUGAGCGGCAGAAAUACAAAACCCUCGAAAGUGCCUUUCUGGCCCCGGCCAUCAUCCUCAUCCUCCUGGGGGUCAUCAUGUUCAUCGUCUCUUUCAUUGGCGUGCUGGCUUCCCUCCGUGACAACCUGUGCCUUCUCCAAGCGUUUAUGUACGUCCUUGGGAUUUGCCUCAUCAUUGAGCUCAUUGGUGGCGUGGUGGCCUUGAUCUUCCGGAACCAGACCAUUGACUUUCUGAAUGACAACAUUCGAAGAGGCAUUGAGAACUACUAUGAUGAUCUGGACUUCAAAAACAUCAUGGACUUUGUUCAGAAGGAGUUUAAGUGCUGCGGCGCGGAAGACUACCGAGACUGGAGCACAAACCAGUACCACGACUGCAGCGCCCCUGGACCCUUGGCCUGCGGGGUGCCCUACACCUGCUGCGUCAGAAACACGACAGAAGUUGUGAACACCAUGUGUGGCUACAAAACUAUUGACAAGGAGCGCCUCAGCGUGCAGGACGUCAUCUACGUGCGGGGCUGCACCAACGCUGUGCUCAUCUGGUUCAUGGACAACUACGCCAUCAUGGCCGGCCUCCUGCUGGGCAUCCUGCUCCCCCAGUUCCUGGGGGUGCUGCUGACAUUCCUGUACAUCACCCGGGUGGAGGACAUCAUCAUGGAGCACUCGGUCACCGAUGGGCUCCUGGGGCCCGGCGCCAAGCCCAGCGUGGAGGCAGCCGGCUCGGGCUGCUGCAUGUGCUACCCCAAUUAGGGCCGCCGGGCGGCGGCCCCAGCAGGACCACGCCAGGAGAGCAGCGCUCGGGCCGCGGUGAAAGGCUGGACGGCCCGUGGCCCUCUCCCACUCGGCACGGACCGGAGCCCAGCCCGUUCGCUCUGGGGGCCAGCUCAGGCCUUCCGUGGCCGCUGCCUCUCUGGGGGGCGGAGGAGCCUGAGGCCUCCCCGGCUCCAGACUCCGUCCCUGCCCACGCUGCUGGGCGUGGGGACAAGGGCGUCCCUUCCCCAGGCCCGGGCCGCCGGAGACCGGGGAGCUCAGCGCCCAGCUCGGGGCCCGUUUCAUUCCUGGCCUUGGCCUGUGGUGGUUAUGCCCCUCUGAGGGCAGUUCUGUAGAGAUUUCUAAGCAGGGAGGGAGGAGAGCGCGCGUGCCCUGUGGUGACGGAGGGGAGGGGCGGGUGCAGCCCCCGGGGCCCCCCAGUCUCUGGGCCACGCCCCAGGGGCCAGGUUGGGCCCAUUUCUCAGGCUCCAGGUGCCUUGAGCCCUCCCCAAGGGCUGCUGCUUUGCUGACCCUGUUUUUAUGUGAUUUUUGUAACAUUCAUUUUGUACACGUUAACAGGAGUUUCUGACUAAUCAGAGCUGGUGUUUGCCACUUUCACCGCUCUUGCGCCUCCCAGCCAGUUUAUUAAUCAAACAAUAAAGACAUGAU